This is a messenger RNA of Daldinia decipiens, 1359 nucleotides long. Its product is annotated as cyclophilin-like protein. The transcript has 3 exons. Lineage: Eukaryota; Fungi; Ascomycota; Sordariomycetes; Xylariales; Hypoxylaceae. The record is from RefSeq and is a predicted model, not a curated record. Gene Ontology annotation, biological process: protein peptidyl-prolyl isomerization. The coding region runs from base 317 to 817 and encodes 166 amino acids. Gene Ontology annotation, molecular function: peptidyl-prolyl cis-trans isomerase activity. Gene Ontology annotation, cellular component: catalytic step 2 spliceosome.
UGAUAGACCGCAAAUGUGACCUGCAUGUCUAAGUCCACUGUCUUUUACUAUGUACAUGCGUACAUGUGCUACCACCUACCAGCCCUAACUAACCCUUGUCCAAUCAACUUAGGGCAUAUUAGCCCCACAUCGGCCCCUAGACUUGGAUGUUUUAGCCUCCUCCACUCCGCGACCCCCACAACUCUUCAUUGCUGAAUCGUCACUUUUUUUAAACUUCCGACUUCAUGUCAUUCGUCAUUCGUUGUUUCAUUAGGGUCCCGAUCCCGUAGUCCCAGUUUCCCGGAUAUGCUGCCCGUCUUAAGAGUUCUUCGACACAAUGUCCGUCACCCUACACACCACUCAGGGUGAUCUCAAAAUUGAGGUCUUCUGUGAAAGCGUGCCCAAAACCGCUGAGAACUUCUUAGCAUUAUGUGCAUCAAACUACUAUCACCAGUCACCAAUUCACCGACUGAUCCCUGGGUUCAUGGUUCAAACAGGUGGCCCAGCAAACCCCACGCCAGAUAACCCAAAAGGCGGCCGGUCAAUAUGGGGCGGGACAUUUGAGGAUGAGAUCCGGCCAGCCCUUAAGCACAAUUCCCGUGGAAUUGUAUCAAUGGCAAAUAAAGGACCCGGGACCAACGGCUCGCAGUUUUUUAUUAUCUUCGAUAAGGCGCCUCAUCUAGAUGGCUUAAAUACCGUGUUUGGAAAGCUUAUUGGGGACGACAGUCUCGCUACUUUGGCCAAACUAGAAGCACUCGAAGUGGACAAGAAGAAUCGACCAAAGGAGAAGGUGUUGGUCGAGAAGGUGACCAUCCACGCUAAUCCGUUAGCAGCGUGAGUAUCAUAUCAUAAUCUUACUCAACAACACCACAUGAAAGCCCGCGGCCAAACCCUAUCCAAACACGUCUAUAUUUGAAGCUUCUACGUCUUGGACUUCUAUACGAGCUAUACCUCAUGGACGCCCAACUAUUAAAUUAUGCGGUCCUAAUUCAUCCAACGGCAAAUAAAUAGUGUGCAAUGGAAAAAUUGGUUGAGAAAUGGGGGUAUGUUCCAUAAACGAGUCUAAUUCUCCGACAAUAUAAUAUACCAGAGAGGUCCAGGCUUGUUUGAACUUGUCAGUCGAGUAAAUGCGUAGUUGCCGUCGACAGGUACGGCAGAAUUGCGAAUCGUAGAUAGGUAGGGUUGAAAAGAAAGAAGUCUAUUCAACUUAGCCAUUAAAUUUUUUUAUGCGGCUUUAGUGGGCAACUGCCUAAGCACCCAGUCCUCUUGAACCCAUAAUCCAACAAAGUGCAAGAACAACUUGAGCAGGCGCGUACUUGCGGUUCCUCGUAGAUUCGAAUUCAAGCAGGUACCUUUUACCUACCAUAGCGGGAAUACUCG